AUGGGUCAGUCAUUAGCUGACAAAGGAUUUUUGAGACCUCACAAGCCAUAUAGUGCACCUGCUGAUGCCGCCGACAAAGUUCGAGCUAUUUGCGGAUCACUACAGAUUUCCAGUAAGACCGAUUACCGGCUAAAAUCAUUGGAAGAGAAAUUCAAGUUUUUAGAAGCUUGUUUUGCCGAUUUCAAACACAGUGUUCCAAAUUCGCAGAUUUACGAAAUGCAAACAGUUGGUGAUGUAAUUAAAUUCUAUGAAACCUCUGUAAACACAACAGUACCACUUGAUGCUUUGAAGACAAUGGAACUUCCCGAAAAUCUACACAUACAAUUUGAUUAUCUCAGAUUCAAUUCGGAAACUGAUACCAAAUUCAACGGUCAAUCUGCUUUCCCCAAGAGUUCGACAUUGGUAACUGGUCUGAAAUAUCGUGGCAAAUAUGUUGGUAACGAAGCCAAACAAUCCUGGCCUUAA
Molecule: messenger RNA, 465 nt
Organism: Musca vetustissima
Lineage: Eukaryota; Metazoa; Arthropoda; Insecta; Diptera; Muscidae
Gene: mRpL50
Product: large ribosomal subunit protein mL50
Exons: 3
Coding region: 1-465 (154 amino acids)
Cellular component (GO): mitochondrion; mitochondrial large ribosomal subunit
Source: RefSeq, a predicted model, not a curated record